Messenger RNA from Lampris incognitus (smalleye Pacific opah), 1784 nucleotides. RefSeq names its product cytochrome P450 2K1-like. Gene Ontology annotation, biological process: xenobiotic metabolic process. Gene Ontology annotation, cellular component: intracellular membrane-bounded organelle; cytoplasm. NCBI's taxonomy places the organism in Eukaryota, Metazoa, Chordata, Actinopteri, Lampriformes, Lampridae. The record is from RefSeq and is a predicted model, not a curated record. Gene Ontology annotation, molecular function: iron ion binding; heme binding; oxidoreductase activity, acting on paired donors, with incorporation or reduction of molecular oxygen, reduced flavin or flavoprotein as one donor, and incorporation of one atom of oxygen. The transcript is spliced from 10 exons. The annotation marks the transcript as partial.
ACUUCUCCAGUAACAAAGUCAGCUGUGCUUGCUGUUCUGGGCACACAUCAUGACCCAGACAACCAUGGAGAGGCAUUGGAGACUCUAAAGGAGACACUAGCAGAACAGAAGCAGGAGAUGUUGAACCUGAAGAUGGAACUUCAAGCCAAAGACAGCCAAAUCCAGUUGCUUGGGAAGGAACUUCAUGCAUACACUACAGAUGCAUUAACCCCAGAGUGUCUAAACAACAGUCAUGUACCUGAGUACUUCCACUACUGCACUGAAUUCACCUAUGAUCAGUUCAACAGCUUAUGUGAAUUUUUCAAACUCUCAAAGAAAUAUGGAUCUGUAUUCACUGUGUACUUUGGACCGAAGAAAGUGGUGGUCCCAGCAGGAUACACGACAGUCAAGCAGGCACUAAUCAACCAAGCACAAGAGUUUGGGGAGAGAGAAAUUGCCCCGGUUUUUAUGGACAUCAAUCAAGGACAUGGAAUUCUAUUUGCCAAUGGAGAUUCAUGGAAAGAAAUGAGACGUUUUGCCCUGACUAACCUGAGAGACUUUGGAAUGGGCAAGAAGGCAGCUGAGGAGAAAAUCAUGCAAGAAUGCCAAUAUCUGAUCCAAGAAUUUGAGAAAUAUGAGGGCAAAGCAUUUGACACCAAACAUCUGCUGAAUUAUGCUGCUUCCAAUAUGAUCUCAUCCAUCGUAUACGGUAGCAGAUUUGAAUACAAUGACCCGCAAUUCCAAGCCAUGGUGGACAGGAUCAAUGAGAAUAUACGUCUAGCGGGCACAGCACCAAUCCAGCUGUACAAUAUGUUUCCCUGGCUGGGCAGCUGGAUAAAGAGCUGGAGGAUGCUGAUGAAGAAUAUCAAAAUGAAUGUAAGAGAAACUAGGGAUGUAAUCAGGCAUCUGAAAGAGACACUGAAUCCCCACAUGUGCAGGGGAAUUGUGGAUUCCUUUCUGAUCCGUAAACAAAAAGAGGAGAAUUCAGGAGUCCUGGACUCUCACUACCAUGAGGAGAACCUGAUAGUCACAGUUAACAACCUGUUUGCUGCUGGCACUGAUACAACAGGAACUACGUUGAGAUGGAGUCUGCUGCUGAUGGCCAAAUAUCCACAUAUACAAGACCAGGUCCAGGAGGAGCUGAGCAGGGUAAUAGGAAAUCGUCAGGUUGUGGUAGAGGACAGGAAGAACCUGCCCUUUACUGAUGCCGUCAUCCAUGAGACCCAGAGACUGGCCAGUGUCACCCCCAUCGCGAUUCCUCACAUCACCAGCCAAGAUGUCACCUUCCAGGGUUACUUUAUCAAGAAGGGGACAACUGCAUAUCCUUUGCUGAUAUCUGUCCUUAACGAUGAAAGUGAAUGGGAGAGCCCUCACACAUUCAACCCAGCACAUUUCUUAGAUGAGAAUGGAAAAUUUGUGAGAAAUAAUGGAUUCAUGCCCUUCUCUGCCGGUCGCAGGGUAUGUGUAGGGGAGAGCCUGGCCAGGAUGGAGCUCUUCCUCUUCUUCACCUCCCUCCUGCAGCGCUUUCGUUUCACCCCUCCACCUGGGGUGACAGAGGAAGAACUGGAUCUGACUCCAGCAGAGGGCUUCAACCUCUGCCCUGCACCUCACCAGCUGUGCGCUGUCAAACAGUUUUAGGGGAAAGUGCUGGAGCAUUUGUUUCUAGACAAAGAUAAAUAGAUAAUUAAAUAAACAGAGAACGAACGCUGAUUCUAAAAACGUGAAGUGUCUGGUUUUCUGUAAAUAUGGAAAAUUGUUUUACAUGUCAAUUUUUUUUGUCAUUUCGCAGACCCUUUCAUCUAGAG